AUGCUCCUGCUCAAAUUCCUAACACGUGCUGGCCUCGGCCAGGUACAAGGGGACCAACUGAGUGCACGGGCGUGCUAUGUUUCAGCAACUCGGGAAUCGGCACGGGUGACACGGGAGUCGCUCGCAGUUUCUACCAUCACUAUGCUGAACGGCAAGGGAUGUUCUAACCAACUAGACAACCCCCGAGAUGAAAGCCUCACGCCACAUGCUUAG
Molecule: messenger RNA, 213 nt
Organism: Prunus armeniaca (apricot)
Lineage: Eukaryota; Viridiplantae; Streptophyta; Magnoliopsida; Rosales; Rosaceae
Source: the annotation of a GenBank genome assembly